AUGCAAUAUCUCCUUGCAGUUUUGAAUGAGACAACCAGGCUGUACCCUGCUCUUUCACUGAAGAAUUUCAGCCAGAGAGAUGGCUUGAGGAAAAUGGUCUUUUCCAACAGGAAAGCCCUUUCAAAUUCACAGCCUUCAGUGCGGGUCCAAGGAUUUGUGUGGGGGAAGGACUUUGCUUAUAGAGAGGCUUUGAUAUUUUCUGCUGUGCUUUGGGGCCGUUACAUGUUCAAGCUGAGUGAUGACAACAAAGUAGCUCGUUACAAGACCAUGGCCACCCUCCAUUUUAAAAGGGGGCUUUAUGUCCAAGCCUCUCCAAGACUGGGGCAUGCAAAAUCUUAA
Messenger RNA from Prunus armeniaca (apricot), 339 nucleotides. NCBI's taxonomy places the organism in Eukaryota, Viridiplantae, Streptophyta, Magnoliopsida, Rosales, Rosaceae. The record is from the annotation of a GenBank genome assembly.